Toxotes jaculatrix (banded archerfish) is the source of this 3452-nucleotide messenger RNA. It is a transcript of the gene prkar1aa, whose product is annotated as protein kinase, cAMP-dependent, regulatory, type I, alpha (tissue specific extinguisher 1) a. Gene Ontology annotation, biological process: regulation of protein phosphorylation. Gene Ontology annotation, cellular component: cAMP-dependent protein kinase complex. Bases 69 to 1211 code for a protein of 380 amino acids. The transcript has 11 exons. NCBI's taxonomy places the organism in Eukaryota, Metazoa, Chordata, Actinopteri, Toxotidae. The record is from RefSeq and is a predicted model, not a curated record. Gene Ontology annotation, molecular function: cAMP-dependent protein kinase regulator activity.
GACGCAUCCUUUGAUGUUGGGUGAGGAUUUUUUGAGCACUUCGCAGUCUGAAUAGUCACAAGACAAAGAUGGCAUCAAGCAGUACAAGCAGCGAAGAAGAGCGGAGUCUCAGAGAGUGUGAGCAGUAUGUCCAGAAGCACAACAUCCAGCAGCUGCUCAAGGACUGCAUCAUCCAGCUGUGCACUUCCCGGCCUGACCGCCCCAUGGCCUUCCUCAGAGACUACUUUGAAAGACUGGCGAAGCAGGAGGAGGCCCAGCAGAUGGCUUCACAGCAGAAGUCCAGCUCAUGGUCAGACUCUCGUGAGGAUGAAGUUUCUCCUCCCAUGAACCCUGUGGUGAGAGGUCGGAGCCGGAGAGGAGCCAUCAGUGCUGAGGUGUACACAGAGGAAGACGCUGCCUCCUAUGUCAGAAAGGUCAUUCCAAAAGACUAUAAGAGCAUGGCUGCCCUGGCUAAAGCCAUGGAGAAGAACGUUCUGUUUGCCCACUUGGACGACAAUGAAAGGAGUGACAUUUUUGACGCAAUGUUUUCGGUCAACUACAUUGCUGGAGAAACAGUCAUCCAGCAAGGUGAUGAGGGAGACAACUUCUAUGUUAUCGACCAGGGAGAGAUGGAUGUAUAUGUGAACAAUGAGUGGGUGACCAGUAUUGGUGAGGGAGGUAGUUUUGGGGAGCUGGCUCUGAUCUACGGGACCCCCCGUGCGGCUACAGUCCGGGCCAAGACCGAUGUCAAGCUGUGGGGCAUCGACAGAGACAGCUACAGGAGAAUACUGAUGGGGAGCACUUUGAGAAAACGCAAGAUGUACGAGGAGUUCCUCAGUAAGGUGUCCAUUUUAGAGUCUCUGGAUAAGUGGGAGCGUCUGACGGUGGCUGACGCCUUGGAGACGGUGCAGUUUGAGGACGGGCAGAAAAUUGUGGUGCAGGGUGAGCCCGGCGACGAGUUCUUCAUCAUUCUGGAGGGAACGGCAGCGGUGCUUCAGAGGCGGUCAGAGGACGAGGAGUUCGUGGAGGUCGGCAGACUCGGACCGUCAGAUUACUUUGGCGAGAUCGCCUUGUUGAUGAACCGGCCCCGCGCUGCCACCGUCGUGGCGUGCGGGCCCCUCAAGUGCGUCAAACUGGACCGGCCGCGGUUUGAGCGAGUCCUGGGUCCCUGCUCUGACAUCCUGAAGAGAAACAUCGAGCAGUACAACAGCUUCGUUUCCCUCUCUGUCUGAGCUCGUCUGCACUCAGACCCUUGUACUGUAGGGUCCACCAGCGCAAAUCUGCUUUAUUUUCCUACUCUCCUACUCUCUUUCACAUAUGUAACCACACCCACAACGACUCCCCACCACCACCACCAGGUCACGUAAAUACAUCUGUUACUCUUAUUUCCUAUUUAUUGUAUUUUUAUGUAUAUGUACUCAGAAGAUGGGAUUUGUUUUCUGUGAGGAGUUUUUGAGGUCACACACAGAUGAGAGUGUUACUGACCUGAAGCUGUAAUCUCAGUACCACAUAGGUGUUUGCAUACACUUUGAGCAUAUAGCUGAAAUGAAAUAAUGCAGUAUGUUUGACUGACUGUGCAUUCACGCUGUGAUCCCUGUCAACUCAGAGGGCAUGGAGAUGUGGGUGGUGUAAAACUCCAGUUCCACAGUCUGAUGGGAAUAAUAAUGAAAAAAAUGACCAAAAAUGUUACAUUAUUGGUUUUUUUUUUUGUUUUCUUUUACAGUAUUAAGUCAAAAACCGUUGACAGUGUGAAUGCACAGUUCGUGACUUCAUUCUUUUCUGUUUGUCGAUGUUUUGUAGAAGUGUUUUCGACGGGAGGCAGCUGGCGUCCACGCUGAAACAUCUCAGCGACACUUUCAACAUUUCAGUUCGGUCAAUACUUUGGUUGAUGACCAGAUACCAGCAAAACUAAUGAACAUUCCCAUCAGCCUCAGCUGUACUUUAUGUUUACUGCUAAUCCGCAAAUGUUAGCAUGCUAACACACGGAAGUGCUAAGCGUGAUAUCCGCUAAAACCUCAGUAUCAUUGUUACUGGGGAAAUGUUAGCAUGCUGUCAUUAGCAUUUAGCUCAAAGUACUGCCUCACAGCAAGCAUGGCUGUAGACUCUGUUUUUAAAUGGAUUCAUAUUGUGGUCUUGGUUUACCUUGUAGACCUUUGAUUUGUAGACCUUUGGUUUGAGAGUCCUAGAAGCCAUACACCUACGCUGUGGAGGAUGAUUUUUAUCCAGGAAGAGAGAAAAAAAUGUAUAUUUCCAAUUAAGUUUAACCGCCUAGCUUCACGUCCCAACAUUUAACUGAUAACAAAGUGAAUAAGGAUAAUGACAUUUUCAGUAACAUUUUCUCUUCGUUUUCCUUCAGCUCUUUAACUUUAUCUUUCUGCAGACGUCCUUUAAACCCACAGACAUCACGUGCUCUUAGGUUGUCCUGUUUUACGGCUCUGCUACAAAUCUAUAUAUGGAGAGGAAAUGAUAUUUUUUUGCUCAUUUUGUGAUACACAAAUCUUUUAUUAUCAGAGGAAAUGUUUAUAAUGCAGUUAGAUUCACCGUUUAGGGUCCAUUAGAUCCUGUCAUUUAAAGGCAGUGCAGGUCAAUGAUACAAAAAAAACUUCAACAACAACAACAGCCAAAAAAGGGUGAUGCCGUUAGAUGAGCGCUCUGUCAAUCAUUAUUCUCGCACUAAUACAUGGAUGACAUCUUGGUUGAGUAUACAUUGAGCUCCAUACUGGACACUGGAGCCUGCAUCAUUUCCCAUGAUGCAGUACCAUCUUUGAUUUGAACCCCCUGUGCCUGCUAAACACCCAGAGCUUUUACAACUCCCUGCCAUUUUGGUUUUGGUUUCCUCAGACCUGAGAACCACAGAAGGAUUCAAACAGCUGUAUGUUCCACAGCCGAACAGUUCUGCUACUGAUGAGGAUCUUAAUGUGGUCUAAACAGAUGCAUCCAUACAAGAGCUUUACCUAAAAUUCAGCCCACAUGUAAACUUGUGCAUUUGGAUGUUCAGUCCUUGCCUUACACUCACUGCUGAUGCUUCUGUGUUCUGUUCCCUGUUCUCACACUUGUGUUUUCCCGCACUCAUUCAACGCACUUGGUGUUAAAGCGUUUCUGAUCUGUUUUUCAAAGAUGUCUUAUUCAGUAGUAUUGCAUACUUACAUCUUGGUACUGUAUUUUUUUUUCUUAUCAGCUGUGUUUUGUUAAACCUACAGUAUUUCUCAUUCACUGGAUGGUCAAGAGCUGAGAUACUGAGCGCAAACGUGUAGUGCCGUCUUCUCUUAGAGACCCGGGUUGUUGUGCAGAAGCCUGCAGUAGAUAAGUCGAGCUGCAGCCAGUCUCUGCUGAGGACCAUUUUCUAUAGUUUUUUUAUGCUUUUUCGUCUUCGAUUGAUUGGAGUGACUGCGCUUAAACGCUGGCGUGUUUUGGGGUUUCUCUGUCGGAUUUCUUCACAGCAGGUCAAAGCAAUAAAAAGAGAUCAGUGUUUU